GUAGCCCUGAUCCUGUUGGCCUUUAAAUGGGCCUUGAAGACCUGGCUCCCCCCACCCCCGGCCCUGGGUUAGGUACAGUAUAGGUUCCCUGAGUGAGGUUGUGUUGAAGUAUGCUUGUUUCCUGGUUAUAACCAUCUUUUAUCUGUUCUGUUGUAACUGGAUUUUGUUUUUAACAUAUACACCACCCAGAGUCAUGACUUGGGCAACCUUAUAAAUUAGACAGACUGACAGACAUGGAUCAGUUGAUCUGGGGCUCUUGGAAUGCCCCCUAUUUUCUGACCUUCCCACCCCAAUGUUGUAGCAGAUUGCAUAAGAACAAUUUCUUUAAAGUUUUAAGGGCCAAAGAUGAAUUCGAAAGCAUAGGUGAUCAUCACCGGGAAACCUCAAACAGUUCCCACAGACUGUUUUUUUUUUUUUGCAAGUCUGGACUUGUCUGCCUUGCAUGAUGAAGUGAUCAGGUGAACAGUCAUGAGUCAUUGGGACUUGAACCCUCCCUAGCUGGCCUGCAGUUCCUCUUUUUCUUCCUUCUCUCUUUCUAGGCAGCAAUUCUCUUUUUCAGGAGUGGCCAUCCUCAGGCCAAAGACUGCAUCUGACUCCCAAACACAUUUUCAUGACUACUGUACUGGAGUAUCCUCAGUUAGCAGUUGCUGAGAAUCAGUGUUGCAGUUUCCUUGCAUUUUUGAGGCAGGAGUACACAUUGUAGGGUGGGACCUAAAGUAAGCUUAACAUAGUUCCUUAAAACACAUAGACACAUGGACAUUUCCCACCCAUUCCAAACCCAAGGAAUCAGAAGAAGAAGAUUAUGGCAUAGCCCCAUCCACUUGAUACAACACUACCUUCGUUGCAAUCUUCACCUUCCCCUGAAUUCUUAAGUGUAACUCCCAUCCAUCAAAAGGUUGCACGCCGCCUUUUCCACGCCAUCCAAAAGACAUCUAUUCCCUUAGGAGGAGAGUCAGCCUCAAUGGUGCAAUGCCUUCCUGGUCUUUGGAGGAUAUCCUGCUGGCAGACUACCAUUGAGAGCAUGCAGAGGCCCAGGGAGCACCAGUGGAGCAGGUGUGUGACGGCGUGGGGGCUGCUCUAACAGCUGGGCGUGCUACAAUAUGGGCCAGUGCGUCACCAAGUGCAAGAAUCCUUCUUCCACUCUGGGCAGCAAAAAUGGCGAUCGGGAGGCUCACAGCAAAGCUCACGGGAAGCGGAGCACAAAUCACAAGGAGGAAUUCAACCUGGUUGUCAGGAAACCCUCUGGGGAUAUUCUGGUCAACGGGACAAAGAAGGUGGAAGCUGCUCUAGAAUCCAGCCAGCCUCCAACUUCCUCUGGAGAUGCCAGGAAAGAGCCGAUCUCGGGCACAGAGGAAUCGUUCCUCCACAGAACUGAGGAAUUGUUUAGGAGGUACAAGGAUGAACGAGAAGAUGCCAUAUUGGAGGAAGGCAUGGAGCGUUUUUGCAAUGACCUCUGUGUUGACCCCACUGAGUUCAAAGUGCUUGUCCUGGCUUGGAAAUUCCAAGCAGCUACCAUGUGCAAAUUCACCAGGAUGGAGUUCUUUGAGGGUUGUAAAGCAAUAAAUGCAGACAGCAUCGAUGGGAUUUGUGCCCGGUUCCCCAGCCUCUUAAACGAAGCUAAACAAGAGGAUAAGUUCAAAGAUCUCUACCGUUUCACUUUCCAAUUCGGCCUGGACUCCGACGAGGGCCAGAGGUCGCUGCACCGGGAAAUAGCCAUUGCUCUCUGGAAGCUGGUUUUCACCCAGAACAAGCCUCCAAUUUUGGACCAGUGGUUACACUUCUUGAAUGAGAACCCCUCAGGAAUCAAGGGAAUCUCACGGGACACGUGGAACAUGUUCCUUAAUUUUACUCAGGUCAUUGGGCCGGACCUCAGCAACUAUAGCGAGGACGAGGCUUGGCCCAGUCUCUUUGACACUUUUGUGGAAUGGGAAAUGGAGCGGCGGAGGAAGGGGGAGGAGGAGGAGGAGGAGGAGGACCCCACGCGCUUGGAGGAUUUACAGACAGCGUCCCUGUGUACAGACCAUCACACUGCAUAACAUUUUAAAGCAGCCGCCGCGACAGUUGUCCCCCGUUAAACCCUUCAUGGCCCAUAAGCUCAGAACUCAUCUGGAAUUUACAGACUUCUCCAGAUUUUUCUACUUUACACCUUUCUCUGCCUUGUAUUUUGAAAGGGCUUUAAAAUGCUGUAUCCAUAUUUUAGGCACUUUCUUUAAAAAUUGGGUUAUUCCUGUUUCUUCUUUCCUUGAAAUGUUUAACCCUCCCUCUGGUUGCAAGUUAAAUGAUUUUUUUCCCCCAUGGUUUCAGAUUGGUAUACAUCUUGCCGCAGGUUACGCAACUUUAAAAGGAAAAUCCCUUUUUUUUUUUUUUU
Messenger RNA from Python bivittatus (Burmese python), 2368 nucleotides. It is a transcript of the gene DCUN1D3, whose product is annotated as defective in cullin neddylation 1 domain containing 3. Lineage: Eukaryota; Metazoa; Chordata; Lepidosauria; Squamata; Pythonidae. Gene Ontology annotation, molecular function: ubiquitin conjugating enzyme binding; cullin family protein binding; ubiquitin-like protein binding. Gene Ontology annotation, cellular component: ubiquitin ligase complex. Gene Ontology annotation, biological process: protein neddylation. The record is from RefSeq and is a predicted model, not a curated record.